GUUAUUCCCCAGAGGAUGGCGCUUGAGGGAAGGGAAGACUCCGUGGGAGAGGCCUCCUAUAUGCUGUACAUGCAGGGCCUGAAACAGGUGAUUCAUCUGAAGGUGAAGAAAGACUAUUUUGUGAGUAACUUCCCAGUCUUCAGCUACCAUAAUGGGACCGUGGGCCAAGAGACCCCGUUGGUCUCCCACGACUGCCACUACGAAGGCUACAUAGAAGGAGCCCCGGGCUCUUUUGUGUCUGUCAACACCUGUUCCGGCCUCAAAGGGGUCCUGAUUAAGGGGGCGCGCUCCUAUGGCAUUGAGCCCCUGGAGUCUUCACAAUGUUUCGAACAUGUGCUGCACGCCAUGGCACCCCACGCUCCAGUGUCCUGCAGUGUCCCCUCUGCUGAGGGCCUGGGGGUGCCCACCAGCAGGAAGCCACCUAAGCUACAGGCGCCGUCCUCCUUGUGGUCCCACACCAAGUAUGUGGAGAUGUUUGUGGUGGUCAACCACCAGCGCUUCCAGAUGUGGGGCAGUAACGUCCAUGAGACCGUCCUGGGAGUGAUGGACAUUGUCGCUCUGGCCAACAGCUUCACCAGGGCCCUAAACACACAGGUGGUGCUGGCUGGGAUGGAGAUUUGGAACGAGGGGGACCUAAUGGAGGUCCCGGGGGACUUGGAAGGGACCCUGAGGAAUUUCAACAGCUGGAGACGACAGAAGCUCUUGGGUCGUGUGAAGCAUGAUGUUGCCCACAUGAUCGUUGGGCACCAUCCUGGGCAGAUCAUGGGACAGGCCUAUCUCAGUGGUGCCUGCUCCAGUGGUUUUGCGGCAGCUGUUGCAUCCUUCCACCAUGAGGAUGUCUUCCUGUUUGCAGCUCUUAUGGUCCACGAGCUGGGGCACAACCUGGGUAUUGAGCAUGACCAUCCUGCCUGCAUUUGCAAAGAGAAGUACUUCUGUCUCAUGCAUGCAAAUAUCACAAAAGAAAGUGGCUUCAGCGACUGUAGCUCCUACUCCUUCUACCAGUUUCUCCACGAGCACAAAGGGAUGUGUCUAUUUAACAAGCCAAGGCACAGAGUCCGCACACGUAGGAAUGCCGUCUGUGGAAACGGUGUGAGGGAGGCCUCUGAGGAGUGUGACUGUGGUCCUAACUGUGACAGUAACCCAUGUUGUGAUGUAACAUGUAGACUGAAGCCCGGCGCUCAGUGCAACGGAAGACUUUGCUGUGCCGACUGUCUCCAUAGAAGGAAGGGAUACAUCUGCCGGUCUGCUCAGGAUGAGUGUGAUCUUCCGGAAUACUGUCAUGGUGACUCAGGAGAAUGCCCUGCAGACACGUAUAAACAGGAUGGCACUCCUUGCCAGAGAAUCAACUACUGCUACAGGGGUCGUUGUAUGAACCCUGAUGAGCACUGCAGGACUCUCUAUGGGAUAUCUGCAAGGUCCGCGUCAGAAGACUGCUACCAAUUAAUGAACAGCAAAGGGAACCGUUUUGGAAACUGUGGUCGCCCCACUAAUACCGACCCAGUUUAUAUUAAGUGCAUCGAUGAAGAUAUAUUCUGUGGGAAACUUAUUUGUACAGAUGUUGUAGUUAUACCAUCAAUCAAACCCCAACACACACUCAUUCAGAUCCCCUUUAAAGAUGACUGGUGCUGGAGCAUGGAUGCCUACACUAGUACUGACAUCCCUGAUGAGGGAGAUGUGCAGCCUGGCACGUACUGUGCCCCAAACAAAGUCUGUAUGAAUUAUUCCUGUGUUGAUCACACUGUGUUAAACUAUAACUGUGAGCCAGCUACAAUGUGUAAUGGGAAAGGUGUGUGCAACAAUUUAAGGCACUGCCACUGUGAACCUGGCUUUGCCCCUCCUGACUGCAAAAGACAAGGAGAGGGGGGUAGUGUGGACAGUGGCCCUGUUAAUGUGCUCAAUUUUGAACAAUCAAGUGAAGGUAGCACUCAUUUGAGAAGCCAACAGAGAGGUGACCUUGGCAAGUUGGUGUUCAUACUACCAGUAUUUCUCAUCGUAUUCUUUUUAGGCCUAGUUAUUUUUACUCUUUUAAGUCGUAAAGGGAAACCAACAGAGGCUACACCUGUGACUCCACCAGAGGCCCCACCUGAAGAACCACCAGGGGCCCCACCUGAAGAAGAACCACAGAGGGCCGAAGAGUCCGCACCAGAAGAUGAACAUGUGAUGGAAACCGAACCAGAGUAAUAGCCGUGAGAAGACGGCAGCCAGGUUUAACAUCCAAGAUGCUGCACUGGAAAGGGUGGAGGGAGGGUCAGUGAAGCCAAGGUUAAGUAGGAAUUGAUAGUUCCACUGGCUCUGACGGAGAAUAUAUACGUGAGGAGGGACCCCAUUUAAAAUAUUCAUAAUAAUUUGGUUAUAUAUUCAUUUAUAAAUGAAUAUAUAAAAGAUACUGGCUCUUCCCCCCUGCUUUUUCACAUUUCAUGAACAUUUUACUUAUAUUCUUCUCUACUUCACUGCUAUCAAUGUCUUAUCUCAAUAAGGCCAGCCUUUUAGCCACCUGUUUUUCAAAGAAUGCCAAAUCAAAUGUACAUUGUUUCACUUGGAAUAGUAAAAUGUGCCUGCAUUUAGACCUUCCUACAACAAGACUACUCAUGCCAUUCACAACCACCCACAGUGUGAGGGACAUUUGUAAUGUGACUGAUUGUCUUAAUUACCACUGACAGUUUUUCUUCCUGAAAUAGGGAUGCUUUUCGGUGCAUUAAAGGCUAUUUUCAUAUGAAACAUCACUUAAAGCUGCGUGUAGCAUUCUGGGUGGAUCUCCAUUAUUUUUAGACUCUGAAAGGGGUCAGAUGGGACCACAGCGGAGGGGGUACAGAAGCCCUUCCACAUGUCAGGUCACAAAGUGCUCAUUCCAUACCUUUGGCUCUUUCAGUGUCUCCGUUUCUCUG
Molecule: messenger RNA, 2885 nt
Organism: Echinops telfairi (small Madagascar hedgehog)
Lineage: Eukaryota; Metazoa; Chordata; Mammalia; Afrosoricida; Tenrecidae
Product: disintegrin and metalloproteinase domain-containing protein 1a-like
Exons: 1
Biological process (GO): binding of sperm to zona pellucida; proteolysis; male gonad development
Cellular component (GO): external side of plasma membrane; plasma membrane; sperm head plasma membrane
Molecular function (GO): metalloendopeptidase activity
Source: RefSeq, a predicted model, not a curated record